AUGCUGCUCUUUUGCCAGGGCUGUGGGAAUGGGCUCAUUGUGGAGGAGGGACAGCACUGCUGCUGUUUUGCCUGCAACACCUGCCUCUACCUGCACAGCAUCCCUGGUGAGGUAACAAACGGGAAGUAUCCAAAGCUGGAAGAAGUGGAUGACUUGCUUGGUGGAGCAGCUGCCCGGGAGAACGUGGACUCUGCUGCAGAGCCGUGUCCCAGAUGUGAACAUCCUCGUGCCUUCUGCAUGCAGCUUCAGACCCGCGCUGCAGACGAGCCAAUGACUACCUUCCAUGAGUGCUGCAAUGCGCGGUGUGGACACUGCUGGAGGGACUAG
Messenger RNA from Pipistrellus nathusii (Nathusius's pipistrelle), 327 nucleotides. The record is from the annotation of a GenBank genome assembly. NCBI's taxonomy places the organism in Eukaryota, Metazoa, Chordata, Mammalia, Chiroptera, Vespertilionidae.